AUGACACUUCAAAGCUUUCCUUCCGAACUCGUCGAGGCCAUAUGCCUUUGGCUCAAUGCUCAAGAUAUUGGCAAUCUUCGUUUGACUUGCCAUGCAAUGAGAUCGAAAGCAACACAGGAUCACUACCAGUCGUUCUUCGUCAAGCAGCGGAUCAGCUUUUCUGAAGAGAAGCUCGGAGCAUUUGUAGAAUUAACCAAAUCUCAAGACUCGCCAGUUUCUUUGGUCGAAGAACUUACCAUCGUUGGAGAUCAUCACCUCAGCGAAGCAGAGCUCGUCGACGCUCGCGAGAAUCUGGAAAUCCUGACACGACGACAGAAGGAACAACAUGACUUGCGACGCACGGGAAGGGAUGUCGAGCUGCUUGCUGAAGCUUUGAAGAACCUCUGUGGGCGAAGCUUAAGGCUGAUAACACUUGAGGUCUGUGUAUAUGAGGAAGAUGCUUCGAAAGGCGAGCCACCUGUUGCCGGUGGAAACUGGAGACCAAUCUGGACUCGCGCAGCAGAAGUCCUUGAAACCACCAUCUCUGCCUUGGCCAGGAGUCAAUUCCCUCUACCACCCGAGCUCGAUGCGUUCAGUGAGCUCAGACGCUGUGCAGUGCCAUGUGACAAGAUUGGAAGGACGAUAUUCCACGACGAAACAUUUCAAGCAGCUUUCCACAGCCUCACAGCCUUCUCCAUCAGCAUAUCAAACAGAAUCCUAAACCAACUCGAAGACGACACGCCAGAUUUGAGAAUGCGAAACAACCCCGAUGGAUCUCCCAUCAAUCCUCUCAUUCCCGUCGUCCCAUCUCACGACCCGGAAGUCCUGCGAGCACAAGCUGCAGACGAAUCCAAUUUUACCGGCCUUCCAAGACUUCUCAACCUCUGCGCUAACCUCGAGAAGCUCGAUUUACACUUUUAUGUUCUGCGCACACCAGGUUUACAGCAACAGGAGCUCCAUCUCGACCAGAUUUUCCAUCACAUAGCCAAAACUACCGCGCUCACUCGGCUCCACAGCAUGCGAUUGAGGGGUUUCCAUUUGCACAUGUCCGAUCUGCUCCCAUUUAUCCAGGCUUCACCAAUCCGCAUGCUUGUGUUGCAGAACCUGUACCUCGAGUCUGGCACUUGGCAGCCGCUCUUCGAUCACUGUACAGCCGAUGGUAGCGCUCUGGAGUUCUUAUUCUUCGAUGACUUGUUCGAGGGUCAUAAGCUCUUGUACUUCGCUGGCGAAGGUGAUGGGAAGCCGAAGUUUGAGACCUUGUGUGGAACGCAGGGGAAGAAUACGUUGGUCAGAAGGAAGAAGGAAGAAGUUGGUCGUGGAAUCAGCUAUCAUUUCGCGACCGAGAGGCCAUACGGCAGUCCGGAAUGUUGGAUGUGGAAUCAGGCAAGGACGAGGGAGUAUGGACCUCCCCAGGGAUUCUGA
Messenger RNA from Pseudocercospora fijiensis CIRAD86, 1401 nucleotides. RefSeq lists its product as uncharacterized. The transcript has 3 exons. Lineage: Eukaryota; Fungi; Ascomycota; Dothideomycetes; Mycosphaerellales; Mycosphaerellaceae. The record is from RefSeq and is a predicted model, not a curated record. The coding region runs from base 1 to 1401 and encodes 466 amino acids. Gene Ontology annotation, molecular function: protein binding.